CGCGCGCCUGUCAGGCUCCGCAGCCCACCAACAAACAGUCGAGUCGGACGGACAGCGACGGAGCGGCGCUUCUGGGAGUGUUUUAUGGCUGCCUACUCAGCACCACAUCUAGUGAUUUGUUGUGUUUGAGCGUACCUGGUCCUUUUUUUAGAGGCCGUGGGACUAGAGCGCUUUAGUCGGCAAAGGGCUGUAGCUAAGGCAAAAUCGCUCGUAUGUGAGCACGGCUAACUUUUCAGUGCUAAACGAGGCCGAGCCGUCGAGCGAAAUUUAACUUCAUCCGAUCGCGGAUAGUUCUUCUGAAAAUACUCUCAGCGGAAGUCUAACUAUGAUUAAAACCAGUGCUUGAAGACUCGGACCUUUCGUUUUGUUUUUUUUACGAAGAACUACACGAAUUGCAUGGGGCAGUUGUCUCUCGUAACUUUUUUGUUUCACCUCAGCGGCGGUGCAAACUUGUCGUAGUGGCACACAUUAACGUCAGCUAAUUUUAGCAGGAUAGCUAGGUACACUAGCUGGCAGCCUAGCAGUACAGCGCUUUACCACCAAUUCGGGCAACUUUUCACGACCAUGUCUUUCGCACGGUCUGCAACAGGUAGACGAGUUGCGAACACGAGGGAGCAGCAAAAAACAUCAGAGAUUUAGAGACUUAAGUGCUAUUUGCCUUGUGUCGGUUGUACCGCGGGCAAUGCCAUAAGUUGCGGUUUAGCUUUUGGGUUCGUGUUUUGAAGAUCGUCCCCGUGUUUCAGAAAACAAGUUACCCCGAUGAUGCAGCCUUUGGACACAGUCUAACCCCAGUACCGACCUAACAUGUUGGAUCGUACAGAUUAACACAAGACUUGGAUAAGAGACGAGCUUCAAGUCUGUCGGUUUGCUCCUUAUUUUAUUUUAUUUUUAUUUUAUUUUAUUUUUUUUUGUGCUGAUGUGAACGAGGAGGAGACCUUUCAGUUGACCCCGGGGGAUACAGUCGCUUGUCCGAAGUCUUCGUCAGUUUAUGCAUCAAAAUGUCGGCCAUCUCCGCAGCCGAGAAAGUGGACGGGUUCACGAGAAAGUCCAUGAGGAAGGCCCAGAAACAGAGAAAAUCCCAAGGGUCCUCUCAGUACCGCACCCAGAGCGCUCCGGUGGAGCUUUCCCCGCUGCCGCAGCUCAAAGAUGCUCCCUCCACAGAGCAGCAGGAACUGUUCACACAAAAACUCCAGCAGUGCUGCAUGCUCUUCGACUUCUUUGACUCGGUGACGGACCUGAAGAGCAAGGAGAUCAAGAGGGCGACACUCAACGAGCUUGUGGACUACGUUUCCACCAACAGAGGGGUGCUGGUGGAGUCCGCAUACCCAGAGAUCACUAAUAUGAUCAGCACCAACAUUUUCCGGACUCUUCCACCAAGUGAAAACCCUGAUUUUGACCCAGAGGAGGAUGAGCCCACUCUAGAGGCUUCAUGGCCUCACAUGCAACUGGUCUACGAGUUUCUCCUGCGUUUUCUAGAAAAUCCAGACUUCCAGCCCAGCAUCGCAAAGCGCCACAUUGAUCAGAAGUUUGUUCUGCAGCUCCUGGAGCUGUUUGACAGUGAGGACCCAAGGGAGAGGGACUUCCUGAAGACCAUCCUCCAUCGGAUUUACGGAAAGUUCCUGGGGUUGAGAGCCUUCAUCAGGAAGCAGAUCAACAAUAUUUUCUUGAGGUUCAUCUACGAAACUGACCACUUCAACGGAGUUGCUGAGCUGCUAGAAAUCCUGGGAAGUAUCAUCAAUGGGUUUGCGUUACCUCUGAAGGCAGAGCACAAGCAGUUCCUGAUGAAGGUGCUAAUCCCGUUACACACAGCUAAAGGACUGGCCCUUUUCCAUGCACAGCUGGCCUACUGUGUGGUCCAGUUCCUGGAGAAGGAUCCUACGCUCACUGAACCGGUGAUCCGUGGCCUGCUUAAGUUUUGGCCUAAAACCUGCAGCCAGAAAGAGGUGAUGUUCCUCGGUGAAAUUGAGGAGAUUCUGGAUGUCAUUGAGCCAACGCAAUUCAAGAAAAUCCAGGAACCGUUGUUCAAACAGAUCUCCAGAUGUGUGGCCAAUCCACACUUUCAGGUAGCAGAGCGAGCGCUGUACUUCUGGAAUAACGAGUACAUUCUGAGCCUCAUCGAGGAGAACAUCGACAGGAUCCUUCCCAUCAUGUUCGGUAGCCUGUACAGGAUCUCCAAAGAGCACUGGAAUCCGACAAUCGUAGCUCUGGUCUACAACGUGCUGAAGACGCUGAUGGAGAUGAACUGCACGCUGUUUGACGAGUUGACCUCCUCCUAUAAAGCCGACAGGCAACGGGAGAAAAAGAAGGAGCAGGAGAGGGACGAGCUUUGGAAGAAGCUGGACGAGUUGAGGCUCAGCGACACUGCUCUGGUCCAGAACAACAGCCAUGGGCUCCCAAGUGUCCAGAACAACAACAAUAACAACAAUAACAACAACAAUAACAACAGUAGUAAUAAUAAUAAUGAUGAUGGCAACCAGGACAAGAGUGUUGAUUCUGCUGCUGCCGUCACCACAGACGACAAAGAGCCUGACGUCAGUGCUGCAGCCAGUGAGAGCACCCCAUGUGCCAAAUGACACGGGAUGUCAGGUUUUUUUUUUUUUUUAUUAAUAUUGCGUAAUGGUUUGACAUCGUGUUCAGGACCGUCAGGGGAAGAUUAAUGGAGAUGGAAAAACACAAAUUACACCUCAGCAGUAUAUUACAUCUACUUAGAGUGACUUAGAACGCCAGCAUUUCUUUGGCAGAAAAAAAAAUAUAUAUAUAUUUCAACUUAAGACUAUUUUUGGAUGUUACAGUGUGGCUGCAGUAUAUUGUUUAUUUGUCUGAUCAAAGAUUUAUCCUAUCACAUUUAGUUUCUUAACUGAAAAUGAUUUUAUUUGUUAUAUUCAUUGUAUGAUACAUGGGAGGGGAGAAAAUAAUUAUGACUUGAAUUUAAUGUUUCCGAUUGUGCUGCACUUAGACAAGCUGAAUAGCUUUUUAAAGAUGUCUAUUUUUUAAUAUGCUUUUCCUUGUUGCUGCCAACACUCGGGUGCAAAACCUUAAGAGAGAAUGGGAACUGCAGACUUGGGGCCAGAUGGGACCAGACCCAUAAUUAGACAUUAAGUAUAGUUUCCACAAAUGUACAGAAAAGGGCUGUCGGCAGGAGCAGAAGACGCUAGACGGCAGAUCUCUCGUGUUAGAAAUGAGCGGGAGGCGUAUGGUCAAAACAGUUAAAUCGUAAAAGAAAAAUAAUCCCUGGUAUGGUUUGAUAUCACUAUGAGUGACUGUAGUUGAGACUGUGCCGUUAAAACUGGUUCACAAUUAUUAGGGUAAAUGUCAUAUUUGUGAGAUUAUUUUUGUGUUUCAGGUGUUGGUAAAUAUUUUUUUGUCUGGGUGAAAACAUGAAGCUAAUAGUUGUUACACAACACCUACAUUUAUGAGAUUAUUUACACUAAAGUAUUGAGGGGGGCCCUCGAAUGAAAUCUUUUUCUUAGCCUGACUUGAAUUAAAGGAAUAGUUUGACAUUUUGAGAAAUACACUUGUUUGCUUUCUUGCUGAGGGUAAGAUGGAGAGGCUGACACCACUCUGUUGUCCAUACUGUACGGAAUAUGAAGUUACAGCCAGGAGACGGUUAGCCUAUCUCAACAUAAAGACUGGAAAACAGGUGGACACAGCUAGCCUGGCUCUGUCCCAGCCAAGAAACAGUCUGGGUCAUAGCCCCUCACAAAACGGUGAGUUGUAGUUUUUACACUAUGGUUUUUCUACAGAUAAACGAUAAGAGCGUGUUAAAGGAUGUGCUGGUGGGCAGAUUUUCUUUAGCUUUUGUU
Messenger RNA from Xiphias gladius (swordfish), 3803 nucleotides. RefSeq names its product protein phosphatase 2, regulatory subunit B', alpha isoform (gene ppp2r5a). Bases 999 to 2573 code for a protein of 524 amino acids. Gene Ontology annotation, molecular function: protein phosphatase activator activity. Gene Ontology annotation, cellular component: cytosol; protein phosphatase type 2A complex; nucleus. Gene Ontology annotation, biological process: protein dephosphorylation; signal transduction. The transcript is spliced from 13 exons. Lineage: Eukaryota; Metazoa; Chordata; Actinopteri; Istiophoriformes; Xiphiidae. The record is from RefSeq and is a predicted model, not a curated record.